Messenger RNA from Rotaria sordida, 553 nucleotides. NCBI's taxonomy places the organism in Eukaryota, Metazoa, Rotifera, Eurotatoria, Philodinida, Philodinidae. The record is from the annotation of a GenBank genome assembly.
AAAAUCAUUUCAAUUUAGAUCAGCUAAAUCUGGUAAUGAAGAAUUAGCUAUUGCAUUAACUGAUUGGGUAUUUAAACAACGUGGUGUUUUACGUGCAAGAAAUAUUCGUCAUUAUUUAAAACAAGAUAAAACAACACCAAGUUUUUAUACAAUUAAAAAUGACAUUGUAUUUAAUGUACAAUUUGAUGAAUUUGUUCAUGGUAAAUGGAUGCCAUUCAAUGGAACUGAUGUUCAAUUAGAAUUUGUUCGUAUUGAUCCAUUUGUUCGAACAACUAUGAAAAAUAACGGUGGUCAACUUGAAGCACAAUUUCGUGUUCCAGAUACUUAUGGAAUUUAUAAAUUUAUUAUUGAUUAUAAUCGUAUUGGUUAUACACAUUUAUUCUCAGCUACACAGGUCUCCGUUCAUCCUUUACGUCAUACAGAAUAUGAACGAUUUAUAACAUCGGCAUAUCCAUAUUAUAUUUCAUCAUUUUCAAUGAUGGUUGGCGCUUUUCUUCUUAGUUUUAUUGUACUUUAUCAUCGUGAUGAAAUGCCAAAAACGAAAGUUGAAUAA